This is a messenger RNA of Coffea arabica (coffee), 1627 nucleotides long. RefSeq lists its product as uncharacterized. NCBI's taxonomy places the organism in Eukaryota, Viridiplantae, Streptophyta, Magnoliopsida, Gentianales, Rubiaceae. Gene Ontology annotation, cellular component: membrane. The record is from RefSeq and is a predicted model, not a curated record.
GUUAAACAUUUUCAAAAGACUUCGUUGGACUUUCCAAGGUCCUGGUAAUCGUAAAUUGUAGUGCUUUUCUAACUUUCCACUUUUGCCACUGCAGCAAUUCCUUGCUUGUUAUUUCCUCCCGCAAAGUUGAUUAGUCAAACUGACAAUAAUCAUUAGGCUGAAUGUGAUAUGGUUUUGAAGUCAAUGAAGAUUUUAUCAAGCAUAUGAUUACUCCCCUCCCCGACAUUGGGGACAAAAGAAAAUCAUCUAAUUUAGUGUUUAAUGGUUUUGGGAUCCAUGGAGAAGCAAUUUGAAAUACCAUUUUAGCUGCCAGCCAGUUUUUUCGAGGAAGCAGGCUUUAAAUGCCCUCAAAAUUGAGUGAUACUAUCAGUUCAUUGUGUUGCUGGCGGUCAUUCCAGUCUUGUACAAGGAAUCGCAACCUGUCAAUAGAGCAGAAGAACCAAGCAAUUCAGCAUUCAUUCAUAAAUUGAACAGAUCCUCUUCUGUCAAUUAUAUCUUGGGUUUUCCUUGGCUUAAAGAAAUUGAUGAGGCUAGGCAAAGCCAUGCGGUUGCAGUAAUGCUUGCGGAAAAGUUAAUCAGAAGAGAAGAUUAGAGCCAUUAUGUGCACACAGAGUUCAAAGUUCUUGAAGGCAGCCAGUUCGGGAUAUCAUCAGAAAAGAAAAAUAGGAUGCCAGAUCCACUAAUACAAGCAACGAGACUGGGCAUCAUUGAGGUAGUUCAGGAAAUCCUCAGUGUCUACCCUGAAGCAGCAUAUACCUUCGAUGGAAAUGGAAGGAAUAUACUGCAAAUUGCAGUGGAGGAGGAAAAAUGGUUCUUGUACGACUACUUGAUGACUAGUGGUACUAACAUGGACAGGAUGCUAAGUGCUAUUGAUCACGAAGGAAAUACCAUUAUACAUCUCGCAGCACACCAGGAAUCCCCUCCCAGCACUCCCCCUGGUGUUUUGGAAAUGAUGUGGGAAGUCCUCUGGUUUAAGCGGGUUCAAUAUGACUCUUAUCCAUAUCUCUGGCAACUGCAAAAUUCUGAUGGGAAGACAGCAAAGCAAGUAUUUGAGACGAACCAUGCAAGUCUACGUGAAAAGGCUGAGGAAUCUGUGAGAGCAUUGGCCAACACUGUGUUGAUUGUGUCUGUCCUCAUUGGUACCGUAAACUUUGCUGCAAUUUUUACUGUACCCAGAGGUUUCGAUCAAACGACUGGAGAGGCCAUUUUUCUCAAGAACCGGCGCUGGGAAUUCAGCUUGUUGAUGUUCUACUUAGCAGGAGGGCUGUUCUCCUCUCUGUUCACCAUAGGGACCCUGCUUGUGAUUAUCUUUUUGCGAUUUGAAACCGAGGAUUUUUAUGUUUCCCUGCCCUGCUACUAUGUGAUGAACAUAAUUUCCAUCUUCUACUCCACGGUCCUCGCAAUCGUAGCAUGUUGUCAAGCAUUAAUAGUGCAGAAGGUUGUGAUUACUGACUUCAGACCCCUUGUGGUGUUCUUCUUUAUCUAUGGUCUGAUGGCCCUUGUGCGCAUGGAAACGUCGUAUGUGAUAUUCGACUAUGCGUAUCACCUAAUUCGUUACUGCCUUUGUUAUAGAGGGCAAGAAUCUUAAGCACUGCCCUUGCUUAUUCAUGUCAAUUUCGUGCAGACU